This is a messenger RNA of Pezoporus occidentalis (night parrot), 2959 nucleotides long. RefSeq names its product tetratricopeptide repeat domain 38 (gene TTC38). Lineage: Eukaryota; Metazoa; Chordata; Aves; Psittaciformes; Psittacidae. The record is from RefSeq and is a predicted model, not a curated record. Gene Ontology annotation, molecular function: protein binding. Bases 55 to 1455 code for a protein of 466 amino acids. The transcript is spliced from 15 exons.
CUUCCUGCUCGGAGGCGCGAGGCGCGGAGCUGCCGGGCUCUGGCUGCGGGGUUCAUGGCGCCGCUGAGGGACUGCAAGGCCUGGCAAGAUGCUGGACUUGUCCUGUCCACUACUAGCAAUGAAGCCUGUAAGCUAUUUGAUGCUGUGUUGGCACAGUAUGCAACCUGGACCAAUAAUGAGAGCCUUGGAGGUAUUGAGGGAUGUCUCUCCAAGUUAAAAGCAGCAGAUCCAAAUUUUACAAUGGGACAUGUGAUUGCUAAUGGUUUGGAGCUGAUUGGUACUGGAAGUUCAGUGCGGCUCAACAAAGAGCUGGACAGUGCAAUGAGAACGAUGAUGAUGCUUUCAAAAUCAAAGCCACUGACUGAGCGAGAGAAGCUUCAUGUAUCAGCAUUGGACAUGUUUGCAAGUGGACAGCUUCCAAAAGCUUGUGAUUUAUGGGAGCAGAUUCUGCAGAGCCACCCAACUGACCUGCUAGCCCUCAAGUUUUCCCAGGACACUUACUUCUACCUGGGAUAUCAGAUACAGAUGCGAGAUUCUGUUGCCCGGGUUUAUCCUUUCUGGACACCUGAUAUUCCACUAAGUAGCUAUGUGAAGGGCUUCUACUCUUUUGGACUCAUGGAAACAAACUUCUUUGAUCGUGCUGAAGAGCUUGCCCAUGAGGCUUUGGCUAUAAAUAAGACUGAUGCAUGGUCUGUUCAUACUAUAGCUCAUGUAAAUGAGAUGAAAGCAGAGGUGAGGAAAGGGUUAGAAUUCAUGAAGGAAACGGAAACCAACUGGAAGAACAGCGAUAUGCUUGCUUGCCAUAAUUACUGGCACUGGGCUUUAUACUUCAUUGAAAAGGGUGAAUAUGAGGCUGCUUUGACAAUUUAUGACAAUCAUAUUGCUCCUCGGUGUCUGUCAAGUGGAAGUAUGCUGGAUAUAGUAGAUAACUGUUCAAUGCUGUACAGGCUUCAUCUGGAAGGUGUAAAGCUUGGAGACAGGUGGAGCAAUGUUCUCCAGCUGACAAAGAAGCACAGCAGAGAUCACGUUCUUCUGUUCAAUGAUGUACAUUUCUUGAUGUCCUCACUUGGAGCCAAAGACCACAAAACUACUGAUGAGCUUUUAACAACUCUUCAGGAGCUUGCCAAAGCACCUUGUGAAGACCACGAGCUUUCCCUGGCACCUCAUUUGGGGUUGCCACUGUGCCAGGCAUUUGUAGAGUUUGAAAAUGGAAAUUGUGACAAAGCUGUAGACCUGCUGUACCCAAUCCGUUAUCAGCUGAUCGAAGUAGGAGGCAGUAAUGCUCAGAGAGAUGUUUUCAGCCAGUUACUGAUUCAUGCAGCUCUAAAUUCUAAAUCACAAGCCAAACAAAACCUUGCAAGGUGCCUCCUGAGAGAACGUGAUGUGAUGAGACCAAAUUCACCGAUGACAGAGCGACUUAUUAGGAAGGCAGCAGCUGUUCACUCGAUGGCAUAGUCUUUCCUCUGUGCUUCAGCUAAAUUGCAAUACGCUUACCAAUCAAAGUGUGGGUGAAGGGAGCGGCGGGGUGCUCUGCUAUAAACCGUGGUAGACAUUGAUGGUAGGUAAGAGUACCUGAGGAGUCAGAGAUCUGAUGAUGAUUUCCUUCCAAAAAAUACAGAGAGCUGUUUCAGGAAGUUGUAUCUUACCUGAUUCUACAAGGAAAGAGAAAGCUAUCAUGCUGAUAAUGCGUAGUUUUUGGAAGCAUUCUAGGACACUGCUUUUCUGAUAUAUUUUCCUGAAAGUUCCCUCUGACCUUGAUUACAUACAGUGCAGUAACAGGGCCUGGAUUUGAGUCCUUCAUUUGCCCAAUUUGUUAUGUCUUCUAAACAUAGCUAAUAGGAAAGUGUGGGGUCAGGGCCAAUACAGGGAUAAACCAAGUUCCAUAUCAGGCCUCCUCUCCAUUCAGGCACAAGUUGCAGACUCUGUCCUAAAGAUCUGUCUGCAUUCAGGCUCUUCCCAGGUGUGUUUUGUUGAACUCCCUCUCAUAAAAUGUUUAACUUUCUCCUUUCAGUGUAACACCUCAGAGCUUUCUGAUAUUACUGUGUGAGUGAAACCAGACAAGAGGGAUAGUAGCUGCCUGCAACUAUUCCAACACAGGUACUCUCUUGGCACUUUUAAAUCUUUCAGGGAAAAAAGAAAAAAGCUUGGAUUUUAGCUCAACCACCAUCUCUGGAUGGCAGGUUGGACUUUUGGGAAGUCAGGCUUUACUACCCUCUCAAAAGCACAAGUCUCUACAUGUUAGCAAAGCAGAGUUUAAAAACAGUGUUUAUAGAGGUGUAUCAGAGCAGGUGAAGACUGGAAGGGAGCUUCUGCCAUAGAAAGAGAGCUAAUGGGAGCCGACACAAAGCUUUGUGUGGCACAAGCAAUGUGAUAAGCUUUGGUGCUGCGAAUGAGGCACGAUGGGAGCCAUGUACUUCUGUGACAUUCUUGAGCCUCUGGAUUCCUGCAGCAUAGCAGAGCUAAGAGAUUGUCCUGCAACAGUAACUCAGUACUCCCUCAUGAAGGAAAAGAUGAUGUUUCAAACCAAAACUGAGCCUAAUGCCUCCUCUUCUUCUUUCUCCUGAAUAGACUCUUCAGCUGCCUGAGCUCUGGCUUUGAUAUUGCAUCUACAAGCUCUCCUUCACACAAACAUGCUUGUCCAGCUCAGGCUCUUCCCCAUGCCCCACAUACAGUUCCCUUUUGACCUAAAAAAACACUUCUAUAGUUGGCCCUGCUCUGCCUCUGGAGGUCCUGCAUAGAGAAACAAGAUAUGGAUAGACAGAUAACUUUUCCCUCAGGGAAUAUAAAGUCAUUUUAGGGAAGACAAGUCUGAGAACUCUGCUAGCUCUUUGUGAAGUGUGUAAUUGAUGUGAUGAUCCAUUGCUACACAAAUUGAAGAAUAACAUUUGUAGUACUUUUGAUAUGUGAUUGAGAAUUUUGCCUGCUUUACAUCAAUAAAUUCAAAGAUGUGCUCAGCUGA